Messenger RNA from Pseudonaja textilis, 777 nucleotides. It is a transcript of the gene LYPLAL1, whose product is annotated as lysophospholipase like 1. Gene Ontology annotation, biological process: protein depalmitoylation. Gene Ontology annotation, cellular component: cytoplasm. The record is from RefSeq and is a predicted model, not a curated record. Gene Ontology annotation, molecular function: palmitoyl-(protein) hydrolase activity; carboxylic ester hydrolase activity. Lineage: Eukaryota; Metazoa; Chordata; Lepidosauria; Squamata; Elapidae.
UCUUCCCCCAACGCACCCACCCCUUUCGGCCAGUGGAAGAAAAUAUAGGCGCUAUGGCUGUUCAGGCGGCGUUGCAGAAGGGUCUGGUAUCGGUGGGCCCGGCGGGGAGACACACGGCUUCUGUGAUCUUUCUCCAUGGCUCAGGUGAUACUGGUCAAGGGGUAAGAGACUGGAUCAAGCAAGUUUUGAAGCAAGAUUUGUCUUUCCAACAUAUAAAAGUCAUUUAUCCAACAGCUCCUGCCAGACCAUAUACACCAAUGAGGGGCUCUUUGUCCAAUGUGUGGUUUGACAGAUACAAGAUCUCUAAUGAUUGCCCAGAACAUACUGAAACCAUUGAUGUGAUGUGUCAAGCACUUAACAGUUUGAUUGAUGAUGAAGUUAAAAAUGGCAUCAGAAAAAACAGAAUACUGUUGGGUGGUUUUUCAAUGGGUGGAGGCAUGGCUUUGCAUUUGGCUUACAGAUAUCACCAAGAGGUGGCCGGAGUAUUUGCUCUUUCAAGUUUUCUCAAUAAGAAUUCAGUUGUUUACCAGGCACUGGAAAAGUAUGAAGGAGAACCCCCAGAUUUGUUUCAGUGUCAUGGAACUGCUGAUGAACUGGUUCUGUAUUCUUGGGGAGAAGAAACCAACAAAACAUUAAAAGCUCUGGGAGUAACAACUACAUUUCUGAGUCUACCAAACCUUUAUCACGAACUAAGCAAAAGUGAGCUAGAAAAACUGCAAUCUUGGAUUUUGAAAAAAUUGCCAGAAGAGCCUUGAUUAACAAAUAAUAAAUGGAAAA